Molecule: messenger RNA, 1124 nt
Organism: Adelges cooleyi (spruce gall adelgid)
Lineage: Eukaryota; Metazoa; Arthropoda; Insecta; Hemiptera; Adelgidae
Exons: 15
Coding region: 195-1124 (309 amino acids)
Source: RefSeq, a predicted model, not a curated record
UUAACUAUCAUUGCAAUUUUUUAAGUAAAUGAUACUACCAAAACUGCAAAAAAUUUAAAACUUCACACUUUUAAUAUAUUUUUCUAAUUUUAAACGUUUUCCCGCAUCUAGAGCUUCUAUAACAUUUAAUCCACUAGUCCCAAUUCAUUAUACAUCAAGGCCAUACGUGAAUAAUCCAACCAACCAUCAUAAAAAUGAAAAUUUCCUGUAUUUUAUUAUCAUUAAUGUGCGUAAAUGUUUUGGCUAAUAUAAGUAUAACAGAAUAUAUAAAUAUGGUUGAACUUCUGAACUUGCAAAUUCAAAAAGCUUCUGGCUAUAACGACGAUUAUAUAGGAAAUGGAUUGGAGCAUGUAAUUAAAGACUUUUUACAAUCAAACGGCUAUGACUCGAAGUUUAUGAAUGAAAUGUUCACUGUGCCGGAACAUGCACUUACUUACAACUUUAAUUAUCUACAAGGUGCCUGCAUCAUGGGCCAUCUACAAAGUAUCAUAAUGACACAAUCACAUACUCUGCAACGGAAAUUAUUUCAGACAUUAGGUAUUCCUAUGGUCGAUACAAACCAAAGUAAUGACAUUUUAAGAGUGACCACAUAUGAAAAAACAAGAACUUAUCUUACUGGAAAAGCUUUACAUAACUUACGUAACCAAAUAUUUGAUAUUUCUUCACUUGAUGAUAAAUACCAAACUGUUACUGUACAUGAUGAUAAAUACAAAAUAAUUUACAAAGCUACUCCUAGAGCAAUUAUUAAAUUGACCAAACUUGGAAAGGCGAGGAGACUUCUUACUGGAAAAGUUAUACGAAAUGUACUUACCCAAGCAUUAGCUGGACUGAUUUUGUAUGACAAGAUGUAUUCAGUUCAUGAAAUUUGUACUUUAAUAGCAGUGUGGAUUAGUUCAAAAACGGGUUCAUUGACGAUAAAUAGAGUACAUCAUGUACAGGAUAUUGAUAUUUGUGUAGUGUAUGAUAAGGACUGGAAUGUUGUAAAAUACAGACCAUUUAAGGGCAUAUAUUGGCAAGUGAAUGUCAAUAAAAUGGAUACUAAAAUAGAAGAAUUAAAUGUACAGCUACUCGACGAUUCCAGUUAUCCACGAUUUGAGAACCAGUUAACAACCACAACAUUUUAG